AGGAAAGGGAAAAGGUUCCGCUCUAUGUCGGGAAGCGUCAGACGGAUAUAUUUUUGAAGGAUGUGUUGAUUCAAUCAAUUAAUAUCGUUUAGUUUCGGUGCUAGUGUUAUACAUAUGACGUUUUUCAAGAAGAAACAUGUUAUGUUCUUACCCUGACGUGUUAGCAUGCUUCGUAUUGAUACAACAAUAAACAGGUUAACAGGUUAGCUCUCAGUCACAUGAUUUGCUAACACAAUAGGAGUUAUGGUAAAGUUACUGGAUAUGUGUUGGUAAACGUAAUUUGGAUAAUGUGUUGAUCUGGAAAAUGCAGUAUUUGAUCGAGCACACCUGGGAUAGCAAUCCUGUGAAUCAUGACCCUAUCAGGAUCAAUUUCUCUCCUGGGCAAGGAGGGCUGAAGAUAGAGAUGUUUGGUCCCUUCUUCAACGACCCAGUAGGUCCUGCGAGCCCCCCCAGCCAGCCCUUCCCUGGACUCUGGAAUUAUGAAGUUGUGGAGUGCUUCUUCCUCGAUAGCACUACAGUAAAUUACCUUGAAGUGGAGUUUUGUCCACAUGGACAGCAACUGAUAUUGUUGCUGUCAGGAGUUGGCCAAGCAUUCCAGCAACAACUUCCCAUGGUGUUUAAUGCCACGAUCAAAGGGGACAGAUGGAUGGGGGAGGCUCUCCUCCCUUGGUCGUACUUGCCCCCCAAUAUCAACAAGAUGAACUCCUACGCUAUCCAUGGCUCAGGUGAGGGGCGCACAUAUGAGGCUCUCUACCCCAUCCCCAAGGAGGACAUAGUGGAAGGCCAAAAACCCAACUUCCACCGCCUGGAGUAUUUCCAAAAUUUCCGCCUCCAAAGCAUCAUGGGAGAAGGUUGGGUCCAGCCAGAUUCUGAUCUGUGGAUUGGAAAGCCAUGAGCUCUUAAAAAAACACUCCUCUCUCUUGCACACAAACACACACACACAAACACACUACGGCGGCAGGCCCAUAUUACAAACACUCAUUGACGGGGAACAAAGGCCAAUCAAUCUUUAUUAGUUAAUGAUGCCAAACGAUAUGACGCAAAAUAUGUUAUCAGCCUGUCAGGGUGUAUUAGCCUUCACACACCUCGGUAGGUACAAGCACACAGUCACGUACAUAUCCCAAGGUAUUGGGCGUCAGCUUAAUUUGCUUCGGCAGAGUGCGACCUGCACCACUUAAACUGUGGAUGGUGCGAAGGCUCGCUUUGACAUUCAGCUCCUGUGUAGCCUGUGCCUUUCACUCCAGUGAAGUAAACCACAACAGGUUCUUGUGAUUCCUUGCCCUGACUGCUAACGGACACACACAAACAAAUCAUACAAACAGUGAGGUCAAAAUGUCUUUGUUAAAGCUUUUGAAUCAGUGCUUUAUUGUAUAAGGAUCAUUUUGCAUUCCAAUUGCAUUAACCUUUAAUGAGUUGCAUUUGCAAUUAAACAUUUUUACAUCUGCUG
Molecule: messenger RNA, 1447 nt
Organism: Gymnodraco acuticeps
Lineage: Eukaryota; Metazoa; Chordata; Actinopteri; Perciformes; Bathydraconidae
Gene: cunh4orf33
Product: chromosome unknown C4orf33 homolog
Exons: 6
Coding region: 305-895 (196 amino acids)
Source: RefSeq, a predicted model, not a curated record